AUGUUGCCAAUAAACCCUAGUUCAAUUUUCACCCUCCCGAAAAAGCCGCCUACAUUCCAAAUUUUCUCCCCACCUCCUCCUCCACCGACCACCGCUUUUCGGUGUCAAGCGACGGCCAAGAGCACGUUCCCUCUGUGGUGGUUGAAUUUGCCUGCAGCUGCCGUUUCCGACGCUGCUGGCAGAAUUGGCCAAAGAUUGUCCGAUAAUAUUGGCGCUACCACUACAAGCAAUAAUAAUAGCAAGAACACGAAAAUCAAUGCGAAAGAGAAGUGGUCGCGUGACCAUGAGAGCUACUUGACUGACGAUGAAGAUGCCCUGCCUCUCCCGAUGACCCACCCGGGCUCCUCCCCAGUGCAGCCGGAGGAAAUCGAAAGGAGGCUCCAGUGCGAUCCAGUGAUAGAGGAUUGCAAGCCAAUGGUUUAUGAAUGGACUGGAAAAUGUCGGAGCUGCCAAGGAACCGGACUGGUCAGCUAUUAUAAUAAAAGAGGGAAGGAGACCAUAUGCAAAUGCAUACCUUGUAUGGGCAUUGGAUAUGUGCAAAAGAUAACAGCACGCAGCGAUAUUGAUGUGAUGGAGGACUUGGACAGUAAUGGAAAACCACCUUGA
This is a messenger RNA of Fraxinus pennsylvanica, 606 nucleotides long. The record is from the annotation of a GenBank genome assembly. NCBI's taxonomy places the organism in Eukaryota, Viridiplantae, Streptophyta, Magnoliopsida, Lamiales, Oleaceae.